Molecule: messenger RNA, 327 nt
Organism: Rotaria socialis
Lineage: Eukaryota; Metazoa; Rotifera; Eurotatoria; Philodinida; Philodinidae
Source: the annotation of a GenBank genome assembly
AUGGAAAUUUCAAACAAUACAGAAGUGGCAGAAAGUGAAAGGUCAAGUUAUAUUCCUGAUCCUUUGGCCAAUGCAUCUGAAUCCAACGCUACAACAACAGUACCAAUAAGUGCUAGUGCUGUUUUAGAUGUUAACGGUACUACAGUUUCGUCUGAUGACGUUGCUGAGCACCUUUUGGGACAAAUGAAGGUACGGAUGUCAGACAAAACGCUCGAAAGCCAAUCCGAGGAGGGUGCGGAACAAGAUCCAGUAUACAUGAUUCCUCGUGGUAACAAACCGGCCAAUGAAUAUUCUAAUCCAAAUCUUUUAUUGGGUGUCUUUCCCACG